UGUUGUGAGGGUGAAGGUGUGGGCCCGCCAGAGACAACUUGGCAGUGGCAGGGGUCGGCUCCUCCCCCCACCCUCCCACCCAUCUUACUCAUAACACACCUCUCCUCUCAACUCUUAAGUCACUUUCAGGUAUUAUCCUGGAUCAUACUUCUCUGAACACCAAGCUUGUGAAACACUUCCGACAUCAACUGGACUUUACCGUUUGGUGGCAAGUCGUUGUCUUUUGAUAAUAAUACAAAGAUGUCAUACGGUUGGGAUCAACAGCAGCAGCCGUAUGGUUCUGGCUGGGGAGAUCAAGGAAGCUUUUCCUAUGACAUGGGUCAAACAGAUUUUGGACAAGAGCAACAGUUUCAAAAUUUUGAAUACAAUAAUCAGCAAGGUCAAGAAGCAUCUAACCCAACUGCUCCUUAUAACAGUGUAGGGAAUCAACCCUCAUUUUUUACCCCUGGACCUUCUAUCAUGACACCAGGCCCAAAUCCAGAAUCCCCAGUCACAGAUUCGUAUUCUUUGGACGAUGAACCACCACUGUUGGAAGAACUGGGGAUCAAUCCGGAUGCUAUUGUGCAGAAAACUCUUACCGUUCUUAAUCCAAUGCGUCGAACCGAUCCAACAAUACUGCAAGACACAGACUUGGCUGGACCCUUAGCAUUUUGUUUGGCUUUUGGCAGUUUUUUGUUACUCUCUGGUAAAGCUCAAUUUGGAUACAUUUAUGGUAUUGGCAUGUUGGGGUGUGUUUCAAUGUAUGGACUCUUAAACAUGAUGUCAAUGUCAGGUGUGAGCCUGGGUGUAGUUGUAAGUAUCUUAGGUUAUUGUUUGUUACCCAUGGUGGCUCUAGCUGGUGUAAAUGUUCUUUUGUCAUUACAAGGACCCGUGGGUAUAAUUCUUACGGGUGCCGCAAUUCUUUGGUGUUCCAUCUCGGCAUCAAAGUUAUUUGUGACAGGCUUAGCCAUGGACCACCAACAACCUCUGGUUGCUUAUCCGUGUGCUCUUCUUUAUGCGGUAUUUGCUCUCAUCACCAUAUUCUAAGUGAAUGUAUGCCUGCCUUUAAUAUAACAAUUUGGAACAAUCUUAAGUUUUCUUUCAAAAUAACCUAGCUCGAUGUCCUCACCCAAGUUACAUUAAUUAAAUGAACUUUCACUUUGGUUGAAAAAUUUAAGUACUGUAAAUGUGAAUGAAAAUUGUGACCAGUUUAAUUGUGGUUUUGUUUGUAUAUUAUUUUUAUACAGAACUAAGUUAAGCAAGUACAUCUUGGAUCUUCAUUGAUUCAAAGGGAACAGUAAUAGCUUUAAAUAUAUUUAUGAAUUUUACCAGCUUUAGUUUAUUAUAAAUUGUUUUUAUGCAUUAUAAAUUUGAGAAAAUUAUUGCUAUCAGCCUUGCUUGCGCUUUCAUUAAAUUACAGUAUUUUUUUUUAUUUAAAUAAUCAAAUAUAUCAGUACUAGAUUUUGGAUAACAGCUUUGCUAUGAGUUCAGUACACAUCACAAAUUUCAAUAAUCUCGGUGACCUAUACUGCAUGAGUACAUUCGUUAAAAAUCUUUCUAUACUACUGUAUAUCCAAUUUCAGUAUUUCCUUUGGAAAGUUUAUCUUGAAGGGUACUGUCAUGUGGAAUCUUUCCCAGACAUUUAAUUUGCCUUGAGACAAUAAGAAUUUAUGAAGGAAAACAUGAAACAGUAUUAGAAAUGGAUUUUUUUAUUCGUCUACAGAUUCCAUGGAUAAUAGGACUGACUUGGUGUGUGGUCACCCAUGUUUCAUGGUAAUUUUUAGUUUGGGAGAGGUUUACAGUUAAACAUUUCUUCACUUAUACAUUAUACAAAUCAUAUACAGUAUAGUAUUUGUAAACAAAAAUUCUUUAUUUAAUCCCUGCAUGACAAUAAAAUAUCGAAUGAAUUAAUUUGUCAGCUAGGUGAAUAUCUUGUACUUUUUUAAAUGAUUGUGCUAUCAUAAAAUAUAUUCUUUA
Messenger RNA from Procambarus clarkii (red swamp crayfish), 1956 nucleotides. It is a transcript of the gene Yip1d1, whose product is annotated as Yip1 domain-containing 1. NCBI's taxonomy places the organism in Eukaryota, Metazoa, Arthropoda, Malacostraca, Decapoda, Cambaridae. Gene Ontology annotation, biological process: endoplasmic reticulum to Golgi vesicle-mediated transport; vesicle fusion with Golgi apparatus. Gene Ontology annotation, cellular component: trans-Golgi network; membrane. The record is from RefSeq and is a predicted model, not a curated record.